Molecule: messenger RNA, 337 nt
Organism: Staurois parvus
Lineage: Eukaryota; Metazoa; Chordata; Amphibia; Anura; Ranidae
Source: the annotation of a GenBank genome assembly
AUGCCACCUGCCAGUGCCCAUCAGUGCCACCUAUCAGUGCCACCUAUCAAUGCCAGUCAGUGCCGCCUAUCAGUGCAGGGUCAGUGCCGCCUAUCAGUGUGCAUCAGUGCCGCCUAACAGUGCCACCUAACAGUGCCAGUCAGUGCUGCCUGUCAGUGCUGCCUAUCAGUACCACCUAUCAGUGUCAUAUAUGAGUGCUGCCUUUCAGUGCCCAUCAGUGAUGCCUGCCAAUGCCCAUCAGUGCCACGUACCAGUGCCUCCUAAUCAGUGCCCAUCAGUGCUGAUUAUCAGUGCCCAUCAGUGCAGCCUAUCAGUGCCCAUCACUGCAGCCUCAUUA